Molecule: messenger RNA, 1464 nt
Organism: Solanum verrucosum
Lineage: Eukaryota; Viridiplantae; Streptophyta; Magnoliopsida; Solanales; Solanaceae
Product: flowering time control protein FCA
Exons: 13
Coding region: 4-1296 (430 amino acids)
Cellular component (GO): cytoplasm; nucleus; ribonucleoprotein complex
Molecular function (GO): mRNA binding; protein binding
Source: RefSeq, a predicted model, not a curated record
UCAAUGGACCAGAGGAACGGAGAACGCCGGGGAAUCCAGCCGGAAUUUCACCGGAACCCUCAUCCUGCACCGCCGAAUUGGCCUUCCGACGACUCUAUCUCUCGUAAUGAUGGGAACUUAGACAAUAACAGAAGAAACUUUCCCGGCGACGGCAAUCACUACAAUCGCCGGCAACAUCACCAGCAUCACCAUCGGAAUCCGAAUUUUGAGCAAAACUUCGGUGGUUCCGCGCCUUUUCCGGCUCGUAAGAGACCUUUCGAUCAAGCAAGCUCUGACUUUCUGGAUUGUGGCAGUUUUGUGAAACUCUAUGUUGUAGGAGUUCCAAGGCCAGCAGAAGAAGAAGAUGUCCGGUCUGUUUUUGCUGCACAUGGGCACAUUGUUGAGUUUGUUCGUCUCACGGAUAAAGGCACCGGUCUGAGGAAAGAAUGCUGUUUUGUGAAGUAUAGAACGCUAGAUGAAGCUAAUAGGGCUAUUGUAGCAUUCAAUGGUCGAUAUACUUUCCCUGGGGGUGAGUUUCCCUUAACAGUUAGGUAUGCUGAUGGGGAACGUGAUCGUCUUGGAAUCUUGACCGAACACACUCAGAAACUUUAUGUUGGUGGUCUGAGGAAACAAGCUUCCAAAAAUGAAAUUGAGCAUGUAUUUUCUCCAUAUGGGAUUGUUGAAGAAAUCUACUUAAUUGUUGAUGAACUAAAACAACGUCGUGGAAGUGCUUUUAUCAGGUUUGCUUGUAGAGACAUGGCAGUUGCGGCUAUGAAUGCACUACAUGGCACCUAUAUAAUUGAAGUAUGUGAGCACCCGUUGGUUAUUCGAUUUGCAGAUCCUAAGAAGCCCAAGGUGGGAGAGUCGAGGGCGCCAUCCCUUAUGAAUGAGCAAUUCAAUGGGAAUAUAGGAACUAACCAGUCUAAUCACCAGAGUCCAAAUCAGACUCCAAAUAACAGAAGCAAUCCUCAGACAGUUUUCAGCACUCAUGUUGGAUCAGAUAAUGUUUUGCCAUCAGCUGCAUCUUCUGUCAAUGCAAAAUCUUUAAAUGCUGAGAUGGUGGAGUCCAUUGAUUGUGAAUGGAGUGACCAUAUCUGUCCUGAUGGAAACUUAUAUUAUUAUAACUGUGUAACGUGUGAAAGCAGGUGGGAGAAGCCUGAGGAGUUUGCACUUUAUGAAAAGAAAUUAGAAAAGCUAGAUCUACAGCAACAGGAUCAGCACAAUUUAAAACUUCCAGUAUGUAACACUCCAGAAGUUUCUCAAAUGCGUCAGGAACUCGAAACAGCUAGUUCAGCGGUCCCUAUGGCUUGUGUCUAAACAUUGGUUCUCAUUUUUGAAGUUAAUUAGAACUAAGUUUAUGGUAUCGCACAUUGCACAUUUUAACAUUUCAAUAGUUUCCUUUGGAACAAAGUAGCUGUUCAUUCUCAUGAUAUUGUAUGUGGUUUCUGAAUUUUCAGGAACUCGAAACAGCAAGUUCAACGGUUC